CCAGCCCCCAGGACCACCUCUCCAAGCCUCACCACAGGAAGUUCUGAAGGCAAGAUGAGCAGAAAUAAUCAGACCCUGGGUCUGGGAACCAGAGAUGGGUUGGCAGUGGCUGCUGCUGUACUCCUGGCUGGGGUUGUGGGGUUGACAGUGUUCCUCGGGUGGAGGAGAAGGAAAGGACAGAGGACUAAAGCCGAAACCCCAGCCAGGGACCUCAUUGAAAACACUGACAAUGUUGAACCUGAAGGUCCUCACCUCACUGUUGGAACUCCCAGCCAUCUGUCUCCCUUCCUGUCACAUCUUGACCUCAGCACUCUGUGUUCCUUUUCUCUAGGAAUAUAUGGACUCAAAGUGAACACCAAGGAUAACAACAUCGUGUACGCCUCCAUUGCCCGCUCAAGCCCAGCCUCCCCAGGAACACCACCCUGCCAGCCCGUCCAUGAAGACCCCCAGGAAGAGACUGUGUACUCCAUCGUAAAGACCAAAUGA
Molecule: messenger RNA, 486 nt
Organism: Peromyscus leucopus (white-footed mouse)
Lineage: Eukaryota; Metazoa; Chordata; Mammalia; Rodentia; Cricetidae
Product: paired immunoglobulin-like type 2 receptor alpha
Exons: 5
Coding region: 55-486 (143 amino acids)
Source: RefSeq, a predicted model, not a curated record